This is a messenger RNA of Fusarium mangiferae, 687 nucleotides long. RefSeq lists its product as uncharacterized. Lineage: Eukaryota; Fungi; Ascomycota; Sordariomycetes; Hypocreales; Nectriaceae. The record is from RefSeq and is a predicted model, not a curated record. Bases 1 to 687 code for a protein of 228 amino acids. The transcript has 4 exons.
AUGAAGUUCACCGCUGUUACACUUCUCACUCUCGCUGCGGGUGCCUUGGCAGCCCCGGUUGCUGAAGCUGCCCCCGAAGCUGAAGCUGCACCAGGAUAUACCACCUAUGGAGAUUACAAGGGAGCAGGUGAAAACCUUCCCUCUUAUCCUAGCUACGGAAGCUAUGGUGCAAAGCCCAAGCCCAAGCCUAAACCUGCUCCCGCUCCUAAGAAAUAUACCAACUAUGGAAGCUACAACUAUAAGAAAUACGGCUCCUACGGCUCUUACAAGCGUGAGGCUGAGCCUGAGGCUGCUCCUGAAGCUGCCCCCGAAGCUGCCCCUGAAGCUGAAGCCGCUCCUGGAUAUACUACCUAUGGAGAUUACAAGGGCGCCGGUGAAAACCUCCCAUCUUACCCAAGCUAUGGAAGCUACGGCGCAAAGCCUAAGCCUAAGCCCAAGCCCAAGCCUGCUCCUAAGAAGUACACAAAUUACGGAAGCUACAACUACAAGAAGUACUCAUCUUACGGAUCUUACAAGCGCGAAGCCGAGCCUGAGGCUGCUCCUGAGGCUGAAGCUGAGCCCGAGACUUACUCCAAGUACGGCUCAUACCCCAAGAAGUAUACCAACUAUGGAUCUUACAACUACAAGAAGUACGGCUCCUAUGGCGCUUACAAGCGUGCCAAGGAGUUCAUCGGCUCUCUCUUCUAA